UUCUUGCUCUCAUUAGUUCGACCAGUCAUUGUUCCCUCACCAUUUAUCCUCCAUUGUUGGAAAAAUGUCCCAGACAUUCUCCAAAGACGACGUCUCGUCGCACAAUAAGCCAGACAGCCUCUGGAUCAUCGUCGACGAGGAUGUAUAUGAUGUGAGUAAAUUCCAGGAUGAGCAUCCAGGUGGAAAGAAGAUCUUGCAGCGAGUCGCUGGAAAAGACGCUUCCAAGCAAUUUUGGAAGUAUCACAAUGAGGGUAUCUUGAAAAAAUACCAGGGACAGCUUCAGAUUGGCUCUCUCGACUCCAAACCCAAGGUGGAAGCCCCGCCUACUCCGCCAGCAACGCCUCCAGCAAAGGAGGACACUGUUUCCCCCGAGUCCGCAGGACCAGCUGCUCCCGAACCGGCGCAGACUGUGGCGGAGGUAGGAGAGGCUCUGGAUCCUUUUGGCGACCUGAUCCCAUAUUCGGAUCCUUCGUGGUAUCAAAGCUAUUACUCGCCCUACUUCAAUGAGACACACGCCGCACUUCGUGCCGAAGUUCGCGAAUGGGUCGACAAUGAGAUCCAGCCCUACGUGACCGAGUGGGAUGAAGCGAAAAAGGUCCCCGAUCAUAUCUACAAACAAAUGGGUGAGCGCGGCUACCUUGCCGGACUUAUGGGCGUGCACUAUCCCACGCACCUCACAAAGAGUCGUGUGAAGAGCGUGCCUCCAGAGAAAUGGGAUCUUUUCCAUGAGAUGCUUUUUACAGACGAGCUCUCGGCUGCUGGUAGCGGAGGUCUUGUAUGGAACUUGAUUGGCGGCUUUGGCAUCGGCUGUCCGCCUCUUGUGAAGCAUGGCAAAAAGGAGCUCAUUGAGCGCAUUGUGCCCGGUAUCCUCAGCGGUGACAAGCGCAUUUGCUUGGCCAUUACCGAGCCCGAUGCGGGAAGUGACGUUGCCAAUCUCACCUGCGAGGCCAAGCUAUCCGAAGAUGGAAAACACUAUAUCGUAAAUGGCGAGAAGAAAUGGAUCACCAAUGGUAUUUGGUGCGACUACUUCACCACUGCUGUUCGGACCGGCGGUGAAGGCAUGGGCGGCGUCAGUGUUUUGCUCAUUGAACGUGCCUUUGAGGGUGUAAGCACUCGUCGUAUGGACUGUCAGGGUGUCUGGAGCAGUGGAACUACGUAUAUUACUUUUGAGGAUGUCAAAGUUCCCGUUGAAAAUCUCAUUGGGCGCGAGAACAAGGGUUUCAAAGUCAUCAUGACAAACUUCAACCACGAGCGUAUCGGUAUCAUUAUUCAAUGUAUCCGCUUCUCGCGCGUCUGUUUCUCCGAGUCCAUGAAGUACGCGCACAAGCGCCGCACUUUUGGCAAGCGACUCAUCGACCAUCCCGUCAUUCGCCUCAAGCUCGCCCACAUGGCGCGCCAGAUCGAAGCCUCGUACAACUGGAUGGAAAAUCUCAUUUACCAGUGCCAGCGCAUGGAUGAGACAGAGGCCAUGCUCAAGCUCGGUGGUGCUAUUGCCGCCCUCAAAGCUCAAUCGACUACCACGUUUGAGUUCUGUGCUCGUGAAGCUUCCCAAAUUUUCGGCGGCCUCAGUUACUCCCGUGGUGGCCAAGGCGCGAAGAUUGAACGUCUCUACCGUGAUGUUCGCGCGUAUGCCAUCCCUGGCGGUUCUGAGGAAAUCAUGCUCGACCUUAGUAUUCGACAGGCCCUGCGUGUGCACAAACUCAUGGGUAUGAAGUUAUGAUCGGAAUGUUUUAUUUUUAUUUGUUUCUUUUUCUUUUAAAUUCUCUCGUCUUAUAUAUCAUUUGAUUUCAAUGUAUUUGGUCAGACUAUUUGAGUAUAUGUUUUGGACUUUUCGACAUAUGAGAAAGAAUUAUAGCUUACAGUUGUUCACUUUGUUACUCUGAUGUAUCAUUACAAUACUAUCUACUUUCCAUUGGAACAGACACUUGGUCAUAAGAACAGCGACAUGGGCUCAUGGCUCGCGAAUCGAGCAACUCUCCUUUAUAUGUAUUAAAGUAAACUCAAAAAAAAAAUUAUACGUAUCUACCGUAUAUUCGCCAACUUUUCAUCUCAUGCUAAUUUUAAUUCUAAUGCAAUGUGGCUAUCCAACUAGGCUC
This is a messenger RNA of Xylona heveae TC161, 2096 nucleotides long. RefSeq names its product putative acyl-CoA dehydrogenase. The record is from RefSeq and is a predicted model, not a curated record. Gene Ontology annotation, molecular function: oxidoreductase activity, acting on the CH-CH group of donors; flavin adenine dinucleotide binding. The transcript is spliced from 5 exons. The coding region runs from base 65 to 1720 and encodes 551 amino acids. NCBI's taxonomy places the organism in Eukaryota, Fungi, Ascomycota, Xylonomycetes, Xylonales, Xylonaceae.